UUAGGUGGUCCUUGCAAUGGUCCCUGUGAGGACAUGAGGAGGGAUGGGGUCUGCAAAGACUCUGCCUUGUGGUGUCCCCCCUGCCCAGAUCAGCUCUCAGCUGGACCCUGCCCUGUGGUUGUGCACUGCUGUCUGUGGUGCUUUUCGGGCUCCUGGCUGCCUUGGUAGCACCGUGCUGGGCAUCCCUGACCACUGCAGCCCACGCAUCUUGUGCCACGUCCUGGUGUGGUAGCCCUGAUGUGCUGGCCCUGGCGGUGGCUCAGCCCCAGGGCUGGCUGGGAUGAGGGAAAUCAAUGAAUUCCCCAAACGGGAAGGUCCGGGGGAGGGGAGAGCACAGGAAAAAGUGCAGGCAGUGACGCGUGACGGGCAGAGCAGUGCCGGCCGCCCCGAGAGCGCAGCCCCAUGCAGUGCCCUGGAGCCUCUCACCCACCUCCACUGCCCACCGUGGUCCCCACGACCACGGCAUGUUCCGUUCGCGCCGAGCCGGGCUGGUGCGGAGGCUGUGGCGGCAGCGCUGUGCAGCAGCCAGCCCCGAGGACGGCCCCGCUGCCCUCAAGCCAGCGGUGCACGCUCUCUUCAAGAAGCUGAAGGAUGAGGAGCUGGAGCUGCUGGUGCAGGUGGUGGAGAGCCGGGGCGCCUGGGAGUCCGGCUGCGUUCUGGCACCACGGGGGGACCCACGAGGGGUCAAGCAGGGGCUCCCCCCUCAAGUCCUGCUCUGUCGUCUCUUCCGCUGGCCUGACCUCCACCAGUCCCAUGAGCUCAAGCACCUCUGCUACUGUGCUGGGGGCCAGGGAGCCUGCGGGGACUUGGCUGGGCUGUGCUGCAACCCCCAUCACUUCAGCCGCCUGGCUGUACCUGAAACCCCGCCACCCCCGUACUUGAAGGCAUCCUGUGGUCCCUCCUGGCCAGAGGAGCCCCAGCUGAUGGAGUUCAGCUACGACGGUGGGGACUGGUGCGACACCAGUCUCUCAUGGAGCACCAUCACGGACGGCUGUUGGUGCAAACUGGCUUACUGGGAGUACCGGACGCGCGUGGGCCGCCUGUACGCCGUGCACGAGGCGUCGGUGAACGUUUUCUGCGAGCUGCCCCGGGGCAGCGGCUUCUGCCUGGCACAGCUGCCCGCCGCCUACCGCAGCUGCGCCGUGCGACGGGCACGGGGCAAGAUCGGCCGGGGGCUGCAGCUGAGCCAGGAGCCGGGGGGAGUGUGGGCCUACAACCGCAGCGAGCACCCCAUCUUCGUCAGCUCGCCCACCCUGAGCCCCCCCGGGCUGCCUGUCCUCAAGGUGCUGCCCGGCUACUCGGCAAAGGUGUUCGAUUAUGAGCGGGCAGGGGGCACAGGGGGCUGGCAGCUGCCUGGGGAGGGGCCCUGGGACCCCCACAGUAUCCGCAUCAGCUUUGCCAAGGGUUGGGGACCCUGCUACUCCCGGCAGUUCAUCACCUCCUGCCCGUGCUGGCUUGAGGUCCUGCUGAACCAGCCACACUGAGAGUGGAGCUGGUGGGGGGGUGCCAGGGAGGUCUCCCAAAGCAGGUUGACGAGCUGGGGGCCCUUCUACUGUUCCUCAGCCUGUGUCUUCCAGGGCUGUGUUGCAGCAGGAUUGUCCUGGCUCUGGGGACUCUGUGCCUCAGUGCUGACUGGAUGCAGUGCCCCUCUUGCAGGGUUCACCACCUUGCCAGCACCUGCUUCGCCCAGCCAUGGGGCUCUCAGUGACACAGGACACUAUUUAAUAUCUUUUUAUUAUUAUUAUUAUUAUUUUAAUGUUUAAGUUUAUAUUAAUUUAUCUAUUUUUGUAAAAAAAGCAGAGCAUGAGGCAGGAGUCCCCAUUGUCAGGGCCAGGCCUGGGGGGUGGCAGCUAGGGCUGGUGGGGACACGGGGAGCAGGAGAGAAGGGAGGUGAGAGGGAAUGGGGAGGAAGGGGAAGCUGUGGGUCUAGGUGUAACUACAGACAAGGGGAAUGGGAGUGAACUGGUACAGCUGGGGGGGGGGAGGUGGGGCAGGUGAGCACAGCUGGAGUGAGGGGCAGGUCAGAACAUCUGGAUAGGUGCAGGGCAGGUUAGAACAUCUGGAUAAGUGUGGGGCAGAUUAAAACAUCUGGAUAGGUGCAGGGCAGGUUGGAACAUCCGGAUAGGUAUUGCAUAGGUUAGAACAUCGCGAUAGGUGUGGGGUAAGGUUGGCACAUCUGGGUAGGUGCAGGGCAGGUGCAAUGGGGGGGACAGGUGAGCACCCCCGGGGUGGGGACAGGUUCAGGGUUACCUAAGCUCGGUCCCAGGCCCGGGGGCUCCUUCAGCCGUUCUGGCAGCAUGCGGGGAGCCCCGAGCAAGCGCAGCCGAGGGGAUCCCGGAUUGCCCGAGUCGUGUCUGCUGUUUUUAUCCUAAAUAAACGGUGCCACGGGCACCAAGAGAC
Molecule: messenger RNA, 2400 nt
Organism: Melospiza georgiana
Lineage: Eukaryota; Metazoa; Chordata; Aves; Passeriformes; Passerellidae
Product: mothers against decapentaplegic homolog 6-like
Exons: 4
Coding region: 465-1484 (339 amino acids)
Biological process (GO): cell differentiation; regulation of transcription by RNA polymerase II; transforming growth factor beta receptor signaling pathway
Cellular component (GO): heteromeric SMAD protein complex
Molecular function (GO): I-SMAD binding; transcription regulator inhibitor activity
Source: RefSeq, a predicted model, not a curated record